Messenger RNA from Ambispora leptoticha, 3447 nucleotides. NCBI's taxonomy places the organism in Eukaryota, Fungi, Glomeromycota, Glomeromycetes, Archaeosporales, Ambisporaceae. The record is from the annotation of a GenBank genome assembly.
AUGAGUAAGCUAAUUGAUCCUAUUCAGGUGGCAGAAAGUGGACAAAAUGUUCCCUUUAACAAGUACACAUAUUUCACAGAAAAACGACACAAUCCCACUUCUUUUACACAGAAUCAGGAGGAGAAUUCUGUACAAGACUGGCGAAUGCGUGAAAGACUUAAAACAGUCUCUGGCGCACUAGUCUUAUGUUUAAAUAUCGGUGUUGACCCACCUGAUGUGGUGAAGCCAAGUCCCUGUGCAAAGUUAGAAUGUUGGAUUGAUCCGUUCUCUUUACCGUCACAAAAGGCGUUAGAUGCAAUUGGUAAAAGUUUGCAGCAACAAUACGAGCAGCUUAGCAUUAGAACCAGAUAUAAACAGUAUUUGGAUCCGUCAGUGGAUGAAAUCAAAAAGUUUUGUACAACUUUGAGAAAGAACGCAAAAGAAGAAAGAGUGCUGUUCCAUUACAAUGGUCAUGGUGUGCCGAAACCUACAGGGAGCGGAGAAAUCUGGUGCUUCAAUAAACACUUUACUCAAUACAUUCCGGUUUCUAUGGGUGAUAUACAACAGUGGCUUGGGUCCCCUUCAAUAUAUGUGUAUGACUGUUCAGCUGCUGGAAACAUACUUAAUAAUUUCAACAGAUUUGCGGAGCAAAGGUAUUUAGAAGCUGCUAGAGCUUCCCAAGAUCCGAUUAAUUUACCACAAUCGCCGGUUAAUAUUCAACUUGCAGCUUGUGGCGCACAUGAAACACUUCCAAUGCAUCCAGAUCUUCCAGCAGAUUUGUUUACAUCGUGUCUAACCUCGCCUAUUGAAAUAGCAUUAAGAUGGUUUGUAUUACAAAAUCCGUUACCAUCGGAUAUAACUGUUGAUAUGGUGAUGAAACUGCCAGGUAGAUUGCAGGAUAGACGAACUCCGUUGGGUGAAUUAAAUUGGAUAUUUACUGCUAUAACAGAUACUAUUGCAUGGAAUGUUUUACGGCCAGACCUAUUUAAACAACUUUUCAGGCAGGAUUUGAUGGUUGCAGCUCUUUUCCGGAAUUUUCUUUUAGCCGAACGUAUAAUGAGACGCUAUCAAUGUAACCCAAUGUCAUUUCCACAGUUACCUCCCACGCAUGAUCACCCAAUGUGGGACUCGUGGGAUCUUGCUGUGGAUAUGUGUUUAUCACAAUUGCCAGUUCUCCUCUCUGAUAAUGAAUAUGAAUAUAAACAUUCUAGCUUUUUUGAUGAACAAUUAACUGCUUUUCAAGUAUGGCUUGUAAAAGGUGCUGUGACUCAGAGACCACCAGAACAAUUGCCAAUUGUAUUACAAGUACUUCUGAGUCAAGUGCAUAGAUCUCGAGCAUUAGGAUUGCUCAGUAAGUUUUUAGAUUUAGGACCUUGGGCUGUUAAUUUAGCUCUUUCGAUUGGCAUAUUUCCAUAUGUUUUAAAAUUAUUACAAAGUCCUGCAGCAGAUUUAAAACCUCCAUUGGUAUUUAUAUGGGCUCGAAUAUUAGCCGUUGACAGAUCAUGCCAACAAGAUCUUUUAAAGGACAAUGGGUACAAUUAUUUCGUCAAUAUUUUAGCUCCAAAUAGCGUUCUAAAUAUACCCAAUGAAGCAGAGCACAGAGCUAUGUGUGCCUUUAUUUUGGCAAUAUUCUGUACGAAUUUUAAUCAAGGACAAAUAGCCUCACAUAAAGCUAAAGUUUUGCUAGCAUGUUUAUCACGAGUUGGAGACGUCGAUGCACUUUUGCGGCAAUGGGCUUGUCUCUGUAUUGGACAAUAUUGGAAAAAUUAUGCUGAUGCAAAGAGUGAAGGCAAAGAAAAUCAAGCUCAUAUGAAACUUUUUCCAUUAAUAACUGAUCCUGUCCCUGAAGUCAGAGCUGCUGCCUUAUAUGCUUUAGGUUCAUUUAUUGGAGAUUUGGAACGGACAGAACAAAUAAUGAAUAUUGAGCAUAAUAUUGCAAUUAACGCACUCACUGCUAAUAAUGAUGGAUCUCCAAUAGUUCGAAAAGAAUUAGUGAUUGCACUUUCCCAAAUAGUAAAUUCUUACACAGAAAACUUUGUCAAGGCAGCCAAAGAUGAAGCACAGGAAGCCUUUAAUCGAACUAGCGGCCAAACCUCAAGAGAAAUUCCUCCAAGCAAUGUUUAUACAUGCAUUUGGAAAGCUCUUUUGAAUUUAUGUGCAGACUCUGAUCCGGAUGUGUCUCAACUCGCUUUUGUCGUAGUGGAUAGUAUAAUUGAACAAUUGAGGAAUGAAUCGAUUAUUGAAUCACUUGUUCGUAAUAUGCGACAAGUUAAUCAACAACAAAUAAAACAGGAUAGUGAGUAUGCAAGAAUGUAUCUAGAUCGUUCUGCAACGCCCGAGAGUCGAGCGUCUGCCUUACCUCUUAAAUCGAAAUUCUUUGAUUGGAGUUGUGAAUAUUUCCGCGAACCACAAAUGAGGCGUAAUUGGCGUCGGAAGAGAAAUGAAUCUAUUAUCAAAGAAACCAGAGCUCUUAAAGAAGUUGCAGGUUCAAGUCGAUGGAAUAAACAAAUUGCACUGUUUAAUAAUGAAUCCGAGCCAACCAAACUACUAUUUCACCCAUUUGAACCGCAUCUUAUUGUAGCGAAUGAUAAGGAUACGAUAAGUGUAUGGAAUUGGCAAGAUCAUUAUCGUAUUAAUUCUUUUGCUAAUGGAAAUCCGGCUCAGAGUAGAAUAACAACAAUGAAACUCAUCAACGAAGAGCUAAAUUCCAUGUUACUUACCGGAUCAAGUGAUGGCGUAAUUCGUAUUUAUCGUAAUUAUGAGAGUCCAACAUCAACUGAAUUAGUAACAUCAUGGAGAGGUUUAUCUGAUUUAAUGCCUAAUUCUAUAAGAUUUGGUCUCGUGGCUGAAUGGCAACAGCAAAGAGGUACAUUGCUGAUUGGAGGCGAUGUAAAGAGUAUAAGAAUAUGGGAUGCCGCACGGGAGAUAAAACUAAGUGAAAUACCGACACGAACUGGAAGCUCUAUUUCGAGUCUUACAAGUGAUGGUGGUGAUUUAUUCGUUGCCGGAUUCGCAGAUGGAGCUCUACGUGUAUAUGACCGUCGUAUCCCUCCAAUGGAUGCUAUGGUGAUGGUUUGUAAAGAAGACAAAUGCACCAUAAUAAAUACGGUUUGGCAACGUGGCGCACUGCACGAAUUAGUUACCGGGUGCAAAUCGGGAGAGAUCAAAAUAUGGGAUCUUCGCGAAAAGAAACCAAAACUAAUUAUACCGAAUGGAGUAUCAACAAGUAAUAACGUCAAAGAAAUGACAUGUAUGGAUGUUCAUCAUUAUUCAAACGUACUUGCAAGCGCAUACAAUAAUCAACUCAUAAAAGUUUGGAACACGUCAGGCGCAACAUUAACAUCUACACGAUAUAGUACUGGCUUUCUGGGAUGGGGAGCACAAGUUACUACGAUGGCUCUAGCUGGCCAUCAUAUGGUAAUGGCAGUUGGUGCAACAGACAAUUAUUUAUCAUUAUAUGGAAUAUAA